This is a messenger RNA of Notechis scutatus (mainland tiger snake), 492 nucleotides long. NCBI's taxonomy places the organism in Eukaryota, Metazoa, Chordata, Lepidosauria, Squamata, Elapidae. The record is from RefSeq and is a predicted model, not a curated record.
AGAAAGCAAAACCAGAAUCAGAUUUGCUGGCUUCUCCAAAAAGGCCCCCGGGAGCUCAAAGGCACACUUGGAUAUGACACCUUCCAGAAAUUUCUGGACAACGAGCAAUAUGCCACUCGGAGUAUCCAGCGCUACGAAUGGGUCUUUGGGCCCACAUUUGUCAGCACAGGGGGCUUGAAAAGCACCAAGGAGCUGGUCAGCCUACUGGAUUUGAAACCAGGUCAACGUGUGUUGGACGUCGGCUGUGGACUUGGGGGUAGCGAUUUUUACCUGGCCAAGGAAUUUGGGGUGGAGGUCUUAGGCCUUGAUCUUUCGUCCAAUAUGGUGGAGAUGGCUUUGGAAAGGGCGCAGAAGGAACCCAGUUCCCUGGUCCAGUUUGAAAUCAGUGAUGUGACCCGAAGAAUAUUUCCAGAAGCCUCCUUUGACAUUGUUUACAGCCGAGAUACUAUCCUGCACAUCGAAGACAAAAUUAGUCUCUUUCGGAGGUUCCUG